Messenger RNA from Mauremys mutica (yellowpond turtle), 4673 nucleotides. RefSeq names its product fibroblast growth factor 23 (gene FGF23). Lineage: Eukaryota; Metazoa; Chordata; Testudines; Geoemydidae. The transcript is spliced from 3 exons. The coding region runs from base 91 to 843 and encodes 250 amino acids. Gene Ontology annotation, biological process: regulation of cell migration; positive regulation of protein phosphorylation; animal organ morphogenesis. The record is from RefSeq and is a predicted model, not a curated record. Gene Ontology annotation, molecular function: type 1 fibroblast growth factor receptor binding; growth factor activity. Gene Ontology annotation, cellular component: cytoplasm.
UAUACGCAGAGAAGGCAAAGAGAGACACACACAGGAGUGAGAAAGUAUCAAGUUUCAGAUAACUGCACUAGCCACUAAGGAAGGAGCACCAUGUCACAGCCCAGUCAGUGCAGCUGCCUGGACUUCAUGCUGUUUGUGCUAUGCAGCUUCAAGGCUAUUGCUGCCUUUCCUAACUUCUCUCCACUGCUGAAUCCCAGCUGGGGAAACACAGACAGCCUGAUGCACCUGUACACAUCUACUGAGAAGAACAGCUUCCAUCUGCAAAUCAACCCCGAUGGUUAUGUUGAUGGCACACCUCACCAAUCCAUUUACAGUGCCCUAAUGAUCAAAUCUGAGGAUGCUGGCUAUGUGGUGAUAACAGGUGUAAAGAGCGGGCGCUACCUAUGUAUGGAUGUUAAAGGAAAUAUCUUUGGAUCGCAUUACUUCAGUCAAGAGGACUGCAUAUUUAAACAAAGAACACUAGAAAAUGGAUAUGAUGUGUACCAAUCUCCCAAGUACAACUUUCUGGUCAGCCUGGGCAGGGCUAAACAAGCUUUCUUCCCUGGUAUGAAUCCACCACCGUACUCCCAGUUUUUGCCCAGGAGAAAUGAAAUCCCUCUGAUCCGAUUCAACACACCUGAACCCCACAGGCACACUAGAAAUGCUGACAUUGAUCCCCUCCAGAUUUUGAUCCCGCAGGGAGAGGCCUUUGACACAGGACCUCAGAGGUUGCAGACUCACUUUGCUCACCUGCCUAGAGAACCCAUGAGAAUCAAUCCAAAUGAUGUGGUCAAUCCAGAUGAUCCACUCGCCAUGAUGGAUGUCAGAAGGAAUGGAAGUCCGCGCUUUUACAUUACAAGAUAGCCAGGGCCAUGCCUCUGCAGAGAGGAGACACAGGUGAAUAUGUUAGAGAGAACUGGAUAGAGCCCUAAAAUCUUUUAUAUUCAAUAUCUAACUUUCACAAGGCCUGUUAGAAAUCUGAAAAGCAUUGAAAACAUUUGAACUCAAGCUUUGUUCUUGUAGAUGACGUUGCAGGAACAUGGAAUUGUAUGUUAUUUUACAGGUGGAGCUUUAUUUUACUUGAAAUAAGCUACAUUUGCAAGGUAUUAACACCAACCAAACAUUUUAGGGUCUUGACUCUCCUCUAGCUUACAUUAGCGUUAUUCCACCAAAGGCUGAGUCAUUGACGUUAUGCUACUGACGCGGCUGACAGGAGAAUUGGGUCCUAGAAUGUUUAGAACUCUAAUGUAGGCAGGGAAGUUUGCUUCUGACCUACUCUUCAAACUUUAGGUCAGGAGGCUGCACAAGCACAGCCGUUUUAAUUAGUGAUUGUGUAUUGUACAGAAAACGUUAUUAUGUACAAGAUUAGAGCCUGAGUCUCCUCUCAUACCAGUGAGAAUCAGGAGUAACUCUGUUAAAGGAGUUACACCGGUGUAAAAGUACAGUAAAUGAUAGGAGAAUUUGGUCUUAACUGUCAUACUAGUAGGGAUACAAUAAGAACUGGCUCAAACUAAACCCAAACUGAAAUUACUUUGAGAUUUUGUUCAUAGCUCCCUCUAUACUAUACAACCAGGUGCCAGAACAGAAGUGCACAAAUACAGAGAGAAGAGUUAUAUUCUUAGAAUUUCCAACCCAGAAAGAAAUCGGAAAUACCAGAAAUAACAAAUUGUGAUAAUACUGCGUUGGACAGCUUAGCACCCCAAAGACUUCUGUUAGAAAGAAUCACAGCUGCCCACCUGUGUGUCAUAGGCCCCAAAAUGCUAAUAGCUAAUGGAGAUUCUCCUCUAGCUGGAAUUGUCAGGGUGGGUGUUUUAGGAAUAGGACGGACCUGAGUUCUAUCUCUGCUGUCUCCAUGAUAUUCUGAGUGAUCAUGAGGUGCUCUAGAGUGAUAGCAGUGAAGUCCCUACAUAGCCCUGUGUUUCUUUAUACAUUCCUCUUAAGCGCUCCAAGUACUAAGAACAAAAGCCAGCCUAAUUCUAGACCAGAGGGGUCAGUAUACAUUAUGGAUAUGCUUGCUCAUUGGACUUGCACAUCCACCCACCUUGAGUUUUACUCAUCUUUAGUUAAGAUGUGGAUGCACCAAAAUCUGUAGCUAGUAAAUUCAAGAUGAACACACCUCAAAAGGAUCAGGGGGUUGAUUAGGUCUAGGUAAAGUCUGGAUGGGCUGUCUGAAUUUUAUCAUAAUCGUCUUGGGCCUUCCGGGCUGGAAAACUCAUCUUUCAUGAUGAGAUUGUCUGGUACUCCCCGAGUCUGGUUAAAGCAGAAAAGCUCUAAAAUUAAUGUGGAAGUUCAGCUGUGUGCCCUGAAAGAAUCAAGAGCAGAAGAAUGAAUAUAUGGAAGAAAAAAAUUGAAACAAGUAUUCAAGCCUCCAAAAAGGCUGGGUUCUGGGUAUGGAUGAUGGUUCAAGACAGUUCUUAUUUUAUCAGAAUUCUAACAUGGGGAAGCCUGCCUAGACAUGCGGUAGGAAAGGACUCAACUGCAGCAGGCAGCGUUCUCUUUCCUAACUCAAAUGGCUACCUAUGCAGAUGAGGGAAUGACGGACUGAUCCUGCUUUUAAGUGUCUUCCAUCGGGCAGAAUCAAGUCGCUAGCAGACAGAUGUGGAACAAACCAUAGCAUUACCUGCUAAAAUACAGGAAUGUUUCAGGAAGUUUCUCAGGCCGGAUUAAUCCAUGAUAUAAAUAAACUGACUCUUAUAGCAGGGAUGAAUCUGACCCUGCAUCUUUAAACUUAAAGGAAUCCGUGAGAUAAGAGCAUUGACUCUAAGCCUCGCUUUGCUUUCCUGUUGCUACUCCAGCCACAAUGAACACUUAAGAAAUGAGGCAUAAGGAAACCAGCAUGGAGUCAUCACAAGAUCAACAGCCUUGCUAGUGCUCAUCAUCAGAAGCUUGUUUUCUGGCUUUGGAAGGGCCUUUACAUGAGAGGAACUGCAGUGCAGCGCUUUUCAUUAUAGAUUAAAGGUCAGAUCUUUGGUAUAGCUCCACUGACUUCAACAGAGCUAAACCAGUUUGCACCAGUGAGGAUCUGGCCGAGUGUCUACAUAUAGCUAUUUUCCCAUCUCGUCAUUCUUACUGGACCUGAUUCUGAUCUCACUUACAUGGGUUUUAAGUCCAUGUGACUGCAUUGGAAUUACUCUUGAUUUACACCAGAGAGAGAUCAGAAUCAGGCCCAAAGUGCUCUGCAGAAGAGUCUAAUGUAAUGGAUGUUUAAUGUGUUUUUAUUUGUGCAUUUUCUCCUCCAGAUGCAGAUUUAUCUGCAUACUAUAUUUAUUAAGUGCAUUUAAUAGCCCUUUGACAUCCUAAUAACUGUAUAAUAGUCUAGACUCUAGCGACAUCUAUAAGAUAUAGCAGGCCUGAUUCUGAUCUCACAACUGUGAGAAUCAGAAGUUAACUCCACUGAAGCAAUGGAGUUACACCACUCAAGUGGUAUCAGAAUAAGGACCACUGCUUUCAGUGGAAUUGCUCUGGAUUUACAAAUGAGCGCAGGAUCUGUCCUGCUGCUGUCUUUUAAAUUAGCUUUCUCUUUCUUACAUGCCUUUACCAUCAAAGUUUGAGCUGGAACAGACAUUGGGCCUGUUUCUGUUCUCUCAAUAGUUUUACCUCUGUGUAAGUCCACUGAUUUCAGUGGAAUUACUCCUGAUUUAGACCAGUGACAUGAGAGCAGAAUCAGGUCCAGUGUACCAAGACUAGGAAAAUUCUUUAAAUCCACAACAAAUAUAAUUUAGCUUUAAAAGGUAAACUCAAGUCUAAAAGGAUGUUGGAGAGGUUCUUACCAUCUACGUUUUAGCAGGACUCUCUCCCAUGCUGUCUGUACAAUGGUCAGGCAUGACUAUUUAUAUAUUAUCUUUUUAAUAAUUCCACUUGAUUCCUGUACCUUUCUGAUUGGACUUUGCUCCCAGAGAACUCUGGACUGCAAUAGUAGUUAUGAGACAAAGACUACAUGCACAUUGGUGCUUUUCCAGAACCUUUAAGUGGAAUAAACACUUGCAAUAUCCAAAAGGAAAAAAUCAUUCUCCCUUAGUGAAUUAUGCUGGAUUUAAAGCUGAGCAUUAAGAAUAAAUGUAUAUUCUCAUAGGGCCCAGUUCUCCUCUUAUACCAAUGUAAUUCCAUUUGCUUUAGUGGAGUUACUCCUGAUUACACCAGGAUACAUGAGGAGAGAAUGAGUCCAUAAUCUAAAUUAAAGGCAGAUACUGCAGCCCAUAGUCACAUGAGUGAUCCUGCUGAACUUAAUGGGGCAGAUGUUUAGUUGUGUAAAUUAUCUUAGCUCCAGUGACUACAAGGGAGUCUCCAGGACUUGAGUUAAUGAGUGUAAGGACUCAUGUAAGUAAGGGCUGCAGGACUCCACCCUUGUGUAAUGCUACACUACAACCAUACACACAAGAAAUGGUGGGGUGUUAUUUGGUAUGGAGAAAAAAGGGGUUGUUUUAAUAAAUUAUUCUCCACCAAUGGUCAUGAAACGUAGAAUGGCUUUUACAUCAAAGCAUAUAUUCAACCAUACAGAACUGAAGAGGGAUUUGAGAGUUCGUUGUUUGAAGGAGGUGCUGGCCAUCAUCAGCUUUUAAGAAGAAACUACUUGUUUAUAUUGCAGUAUUUAUUUAUUUAUUUGAACGGUUACACACGUGGCAAAAUAUUUAUAAUGUAUUCAAAAACGGUUUCCUUUUAUAAAAAUUCCAAUAAACCUUUUUUCUCAAAUGACA